UAGAAGGGAGGGGGGAACACUUUUAAAAGAUGCAAAUCAUUAAACCAUCCCAUGGCUGGUUUCCUUUCCUCCUCCUGUCCGUUGCCUUCACUUCAAAGGCCAAGUAAGUAGCGGAUUGAUUGGUUUUUUUUAAGCCUGGCUGCCCUUCGCAAAAGAAUUUUGCAUUGUUUUCCCUUCCCCGAAACGUUGAGAAAACUGGACGAGGGCUUGCAGAGUUUGACCUGGGAACGGAGGAACGCUGGAUUCCCGAGGCCAGCCAAACGGAGAAAAAUUCCCAGGAAUUCCAUUUCCCCCCCCCCCCCCCCACGCCCCACCUUCCGUCCGUCACAAAUCACCUGGCAAUGAAUGUUAACGGCUUUCGGGGCCUUUUUUCCCCCCCUUGGAGAACUUUUUGCCGAAUAUAAAACAGGAGCUGUCCAGUGGCAGAGAAUGGGCCGGCAACGUUGGCAAGCGCGGAUGGUGGAUCGCGACAAUUCUUCCUGGGUAGGGCGGGCAAGGAGGAAUUGAGGCGACGGGCCAGGUGGAAAGAGAGACUGACUCAGAGGCUGCAGCAACCCAAUGAUAGGUGGCAACUUCGCAUGAAGUUCCUCCAGCAGGCACAGAGCUACAUUGGCACGCCGUAUGCCAAGAAAUACCACCAGCCUGGAAGUCCUGAAUACGAAUCUCCCCUUUUCCUGGAUUGUUGUGGGUUCGUCCGGAGAGCAGUACAAGAUUUGGCAGACGAUUUUGGCUUCUACAUGGGCUCAGGCAACCAAGCCUAUCAGUAUGACACCCUUCCUCUGACGCUACCCAGCGAGGACCAUUUGAAGCCGGGCGAUCUUAUCUUCAUCUCGGGAGUUUACUUUGAUCCACAACGUAAGAGGCAACCCCACGACAUUGUCCAUGUGGAAAUCUGGUUGGGGGAAGGAGAACGCAGUCUGGGGGCCAGGAGGAAGCACGGCCGAGCCCAGGUCUUCGAUUCCUACAGGUUCGUCUCCAGCUCUUACGGAGACAUGAAAUAUCACUUCAAGUCCAUCGAGACAUGGCUGCAGGGGGUUUGUGUCAGCCAUUGUCCAGAACACAAAUGGACUUCAGCGAGGGACGAUGUGGAGAAAAAUUCUAUUUUCUACCCGCCGAGCGAGCAAGAUGAACCAGCAGAAGAGGAGGCCAGCCCUUCCCAAAGCCGGCCUCCCUCGCGACCCGCAGAGGCAGGAACGCCGGUCAGGAUGGCAUCCGUCACCAGAUCUCUCAGCACCUGCGGACCAAGUGGUAGCGAGCAGGUGGGGGCCCAGGAUCUUCAGGUGUGCUCCAGGUUGGGCUCGGAGCUCCCUAAGAUAACCUUGGGGGCAAAGGAUGGAGGUGUAGAAUCUGGCCAAGGUCGGGAGGAAGCCCCGAGUGCCAACGAAGCAGGCGGUGAGGCUGUGGCAGGAGGAGAGCAGGCCCAGAGAGAAGGGGGCGAGGCAGACCGCGUGAAGACUCUCCCAGAAGAUCAAGGCCAGGACGCUCCAGACUCAAUCAGCGACUUGACCCAGACUUCCGGUUGCAAGGUAAAGUCCAGCGGGGUCUUAAUGGGCCACGUCGGAAAGUGGAAAAAGGAGCCGAAGUCCACAACUCAAGGCGUUCUGUGCCCUGAUGGAUCUCCACCACUAGCCUCAGGUGAAUCAGACAGCCUUCCUCCCAGUUGGGGUGGUGGAAAUAGGAGUUCCCAGAGGUCGCCGAAGGGAGGAUCACCUAUGCAUUCAGAUCAAAGAAGCCCAGAAACCAUCCUGAAUGCAGCGCUCCGAAUGAGUCACCUGGAAGAGAGAAGAAAUGAAGAAGGCCCACGAUCGGGGCCGUUCUUUACAUCGGCGGAGCAAAUGGGGGUCGAUAUCCUGAAUAAUUACUGCAAAAGUAAAGGGUGGCAACGGAUUUCUGACAACCGGAGGGAAGACGUCUUGAAAUGGUGCGAAACCAAGUUUCGGGACUCCUAUUGCAACUUUCGAGAAGGAGAGCAGCUUCUCUACCAGAUCCCAAACAACAAGAUCCUGACAACCAAGAUCGGCCUGUUGAUGAACCUCCGAGAAUAUGACCGGGUGAUGAGGAAGAUCGGCCAGGCAGCCAAAUUGUUAAAAAUGGAGGAUUUUUUCCCGGAGACUUUUCGUCUGGACACCAAAGACGAGAGAGAAAUCUUCUUUGAAAUAUAUAAAGAGCCUCAUAUCUGGAUCUGCAAGCCCACCAGCUCCAACCAAGGCCGGGGCAUCUUCCUCCUGAAAAGCCAAUCUGAGGUCCGUAACUUGCAAACCAAACUCCAAAGCGUGGAGGACGAGGCAACCUAUAAGAAGUUUCCUUACAAACUGCCUCAGGCACGAAUCGUCCAAAGGUACAUCGACCGUCCGCUGCUGCUGGAGGGGAAAAAAUUUGACGUCCGCUCUUACCUGCUGAUCGCCUGCACGGUGCCCUACAUGGUCUUUUUCGGCCACGGUUACGUCCGCCUCACCUGCCUCAACUACGACCCCAAAUCCAAUGAUCUCACUUCUCACCUGACCAACCAGUACGUGCAAAAGAAGAGUCCCAUCUACACCCACGUCAAGGAGGAGACUGUAUGGCUGAUGGAGCGCUUCAACAACUACGUCAACGAGAAGUACAGACAAGCCAAAGGGCUCCCCAGAGACUGGGUCUUCAACGGCUUUACCAAGAGAAUGAAAGAAAUCAUGUUACAGUGUUUUCUCUCUGUCAAAUCCAAGCUGGAAUGCAAACUGGGCUUCUUUGAUCUCAUCGGCUGCGACUUCCUGAUUGAUGAAGAUUUUAAGGUGUGGCUCUUGGAAAUGAACGCCAAUCCUGCUUUGCAUACCAACUGCACGGGACUGAGGACCGUCAUUCCCACGGUGGUGAACGAGACCCUGGAUUUGACCAUCGAGAUCUUCACCAAGGCUCAGAAGACUCAGAGCAUUCUCCCCCUGGAGUCCCUCUGCCAUUUCGUCCUCCUCUACAACGGGACAGCCUCCAACAACGGGCUCUCCCAGGCAUCCAAGAGCAAGACCUCCCUCUAUUCUCUAAAGAUCCCCCGGCCAAGUCUGGAGAAAGCCACCGGCAGCAGCAGCAACCUCGGGUUGCCCAACCCUCUUCCGCCGGACAAACAGCCGCCCCCCAAAGUCCCCGAGAAGGUGUUGAAGGCGGACAGCAAAGGAGAGCCGUCUGGUGCUUCUGACGGGCUGGCUGUGCCCUCCGUCAAAGGUCUCCGGCGAGACCCGCUCCCCAUGCCUCAGAUCCAGAUCUCCAUCGUCCCCAGCCUGACCUGCUGUCCUUCUGUCAAAGCCAUCCUCCGGAGACACCAAGUCUGCACCAGCGGCAACCAGUACAUCAUCAAACCCGUUCCGGCCGCCCCAGACAAGGCCGAGGGCCCCGAGGAUCCAGCCAAGUCCUUCCACCUGCCCCGCGGGAACUCCAAAGAUAAGUCCUACACCACCUGGUUCCAGCAAACCUUCGGGACCAAGAUGCCAGCGGCCAGCGGCAACGGCAGCGCGGAGAAUGCCUUGACCAGCUCGCAGAUGCUCUCCCUCCAUCUUCAGUCCAACUUGCCGCCCAACGGCCUGCUCCUCCCGGAGUUCCCCAAGUCCUUCUCCCCACUGGUGGUGAAGGGGCCGCCGGCGGCCGAGAGCAAGUCCAGGGCCGUAACUGUCAGCCAGAGUUGCCGGGAACUGCUCCCAGACGAGAAAAAGAUCUCCCACCGGGGCUCCUAAAACGCCGGAUGCCGGCGUAUUCCGAAAGUCCCUCCUUUUCUUAUAAAGAACAAAACCAGGAAGGAAAAGAAGGCCGGAGAAACACCCUUCUUUCUGAUGUGUUCCAGCAUCUUUCUUGGCACGGGAGGCGGGGAGUGUUCUGGGUGGGCACGACGUCUGUUCGAUCUCUCUGGGCCACUUAAAUAUUUCCCCAAAAAACCCACAGGGCGAAAUGCUGUAUUUGCUUAAAAGCCAAUCCCCCCCCCCACACACACACUUUUCUUUUGUUUAAUUUUUUGAGCCGCGGAGAGCUUUCUGCUUUUCUCCCCCUUUGGCAUUAUUAUUAUUAUUUUCCCUCCCCCUCUCCAAAGACUUAUGACCACUACAAUUCCCAUCCUCCUGCGGUUGUGCAAAUUAUUGGGUGGUUUCCAAGGCUUUAUUGGACUAGAUGAUCUCUCUGGGACCCCCCGGUCCAGCUCUUUGGUUCUGGACUGGAGACAUUCCAACGUUUCUGAAAAUUGCCUGGUUGAGGUCUUUUUGAUAGGGGAUGAUGGUUAUGGGAAAACCAUGCCACACCCUGAGCCCAUGAUGGAGGAAUAAUAUACAACCCAUAAUAAGAAUAAUAGACUGCAGCCUAAACUGGAGUCAAAAUGCCCAGAAUCCAGUUUAUUUCGGUAGGCCACAACCGUCUGCUUCAUUAAGUGGGUCGAAAAAACCCAACACGUAGGAUGACCCACCAACAGGACAAUCUUUGUCUUCUAAUUCUUGGCUGUUUUUUCCCCGCGUCUCCGACAAGGUGGCUUCCGUUUUUGUGCCUCAUUCUCAGCUCCCUCCACCAAAAGAGUCUUCGGGUCAGCUUCCAAAAGGCUACAGCCCGUCCUGCGGAGUUGGACAGGGGGUUGAGCCCCUCCACCCACCCUUCCCAAUUCUUUCAGUAUACGCUCCCAGCACGCUCCCGAUGGCCUAGGUUACUAUUCCGGGAUGCCCAGGCCCCCGGCGUUCCCACAACCGUCGAUUCUAGCCCUCCCACCCAAUCCUUGCAGGCUCGUGGCACUGUCUUCCUGGCCUCUCCACCUUUCUCCCCCAUGGAAUGUGGUUGUGCAAAUCAGCACAGGCCCCACUUUGCAACCAAGGGUUCCAACUCCUGUGUGGGAAAAUGGAGCUUUCCGCGAGAUUUGGCCUCCCACGAAAGAACCUGCGGUGGUUACUCUAGCUCACACCUCCCGCGUAGAAUUCUCCACGAGUAUCUUUGGUGGAGGGAUGAAGUAAGCAGCUAGGGCCAUCAAGAGGCGGUUGAACCUUGAACUGCUUCCUCCUUUGUGAACUGAUGGGAGUUAUAAUUCACCAUUUGGACCGUAAGACGGUCUCCCCUCGGUUUUAUUACACCCGUGACAAUAUCCCAUUGGGUGCGGUGAUUUGAAUAACACAACAAACAGCACAGAACCCUUUUGCGGUGCUUCAAUCCGGGAGGAUUUGGGAUUGGUGCAAAUUACGCCCCUUACUCAUAGCAGGCCACCGUUCUCCUACAAAAGCUAAGGAAUUUGGAAAAAGGAAUCAUUUGCCUCUACAAAUCUCCCUGUUUGUAGCUUCACCACCCCGAAGCAGAGCACAACAAGACUUCUGUCUGGUUUUGUAAAGGAGGCACACACACACACACACACACACACACAAAUCAAAGCUUUGCAUUCUUUCUUUUUUUAAUCUUACGGUUUAAUUUAACAAGGAAGGUCUUGCUUCGUGCCAGGGGUGGCUGUGCAAAAUUUCGGAAACUUGGAUUUCCUUUGGUGCAGGGUGACCACAUUUGAAAAAAAAAAAAGAGCCAAAAUGGAAGGAAGGAGUGUGGUGUGUGUGUGUGUGUGUAUAAACGCAACCCAUUUUCAGAAAUGUGUUGGAGCAAAAAACAAAAUGUAUUUAGGAAAGCUGAUUGAUUCACCUUUCGGUGACUUUCGAGCGGACGUGUUUAACUUGGUUAGAAAGAAAACCGGGACGUUGAAUGAUUGGUUCUAUCAAAAAGUGCACGGGGGGGCGGAGGGAAGGGCAGGUUUUGUGGGAAUACAUGAUCUGGUAAAAAUGAUGAGAUAACCCGGCUGGGGGGAGAAAAAAAAUAAAAUAAAAUCCAGACAGCAUUUUAAUUUAGCCUUCAACUCAGCAGAUUCUUCCGAAUAUGGUGCAGGGUUCUCUUGCUUGGGCGGGGGUUGGACUAGAUGACCUACAAGUCCCCUUCCAACUGUGUUCAUCUGUAUCUAUUCUGUGACUCCAACUCUUGCCUCGAGUCAAGGGGUCAAUAUUUAGUUUAGUUUUUUUUUAAAAAAAUUCAAAUCCUAAAUCAGCAGAUCUGUUCUAAGAAAAAAAAAUCAAUGUUCUCAUGUCUGAAAACAAGGAUGAGUUUGGGGCUCACUUGCGACAGGUGUAUACAUUUCUCUACGGGGGCCAAAAUGUCCACAGAGAGACAUUUCUCCAACCUCACAACCGAUAUGGAAUCAACCUGGAUAGCAAAGCUUCUGAAAAGCCAACUGUUCAUUUCCAUCCACCACCUGGAUCUGGAGACGAGAUUUAUGUCCCGGAGAGAUAAGCUGGGAUACUGGGCGCGCACGCUGCUGUGCCAGCUAGCCUGAGUUUUCAGUGAAUGCCAAGGAGAUGUUCUCCCCCAGGACUCUCUCCCCAUGUUCUUCCUCUAGGAAUUGGCAGCUGAAGGAAGCUUCUUGGUGGUCCAGUUGAGUUCCUAGCCAGUCCAGAGAAGGAACGGAUUUGGGUUCUAUAAGAGAGAGAGACAUCAAAAAUAUAGAAAUGAGAUCGCUGGUGGGAUCUCCCUUCUCAAUCCCAAUCAUGAAAACGCAAGGAACCACUGGAACCCUCCGAUUCGACCUCAAGGACUCCAUAGCUAACCAAGGAUCCAUUUUCUUCCUUCUGGAUUGGGACACAUCUUCAACUGCAGCAUCUCCAGCUACAGCAAGCAAUCGCCCUUAUAACCUCCUCAACCCUCAACGUCCUCCAAGCCUACGGCUCUGCGAUCCCCACCAACAUCUGAACCUGGGUGAACAUGCAGGUGUGGACCAACCAAAGCCUUUCCGCUGUGGCCGAAGAGAUGGCCACCAUGUCUGAGGUUAGAAGCUCAGUUGUGGAACGUCUACAGAAGGGAAGUCCUGCCUGUUCACCCAGUUGAGGGGAGAAAUGAUUCGAAGUCAGUUAUGGAAGCUCACCAUCGAGAAACUGCGGUUCUCCUGAAGACUGCCUUCCAAAAUCUUGGAAAUUGGAUAUAGCCUCACAGAUCAACAUUAAGGAAGACCUUCCCUGAUGUCAGUCUGUCCAUUUCUGCGCAGUCUAAUAUAUAUUUUUUAAAUUACAUCUUCGUCUCUCGAUAUUUCCUCAUUUUUCCCAGUACUGUGCGAAUACAAUCCUUGCUGCUGUCAAAACAUGUAAUAUUAAAUACAGAUUUCCCCUUUUCAUACUCGUCGUAUUAUACCUAGCAAAAAAUAUUUCUGGCUGAUAAUCUAUGCAGCUUUGACAUUUUUUUUCUAACCAUGUAUAAUAUUUUUUUUUUAAUCGCCCAUAAUUUUAGAUAUGUUUCCAUCCUUCAGUUUAGCUCUUCAGCUUCGGAGCUGGCAAGAAAAGUCGUAAAAUGGGGCAAAACUCACAUUUCUCACUUAACAACAUACAUUUUGGGCUCGGUGGUGGUCGUAGUACCUUUAAUGGAUUAUACUAGAUUAUGUUUAUGACCUCUUCUGUUCCUAACUCAAUUGUUCCCCAGCAGUUUUGAGAUAUUUGCUGGAGACAAAUGUACCAAGAUACAGAUGAAAGCUUUCUUUUUUUUCCAGUUGUGGUUUCUAUAACCCUUUUAAACUAUGCCCGUUGCUUGGAAAAAACUUAGAACCAACCAGCUCUCAAAAGAUUUUAUCUUCCCCCCAAUUAAUAAUUAAAUCUCUCAGUCUAAACCAAUGAUCAUUUUUCCAUUCAGCAAAUGCCUAAAUCAGGGGUCACCAAUCUUUUGGACUUCAGGGACCACUAAAUUCAUAAUUUUAACAUCCCGCAGACCA
Molecule: messenger RNA, 7711 nt
Organism: Thamnophis elegans (Western terrestrial garter snake)
Lineage: Eukaryota; Metazoa; Chordata; Lepidosauria; Squamata; Natricidae
Gene: TTLL10
Product: tubulin tyrosine ligase like 10
Biological process (GO): protein modification process
Source: RefSeq, a predicted model, not a curated record